Octopus bimaculoides (California two-spot octopus) is the source of this 3199-nucleotide messenger RNA. Its product is annotated as solute carrier family 22 member 6-A. Gene Ontology annotation, cellular component: membrane. The record is from RefSeq and is a predicted model, not a curated record. Gene Ontology annotation, molecular function: transmembrane transporter activity. Gene Ontology annotation, biological process: transmembrane transport. Lineage: Eukaryota; Metazoa; Mollusca; Cephalopoda; Octopoda; Octopodidae.
CAUUAAGAAUAAACAUUUACAACAACAGCAAGAAUAAACUGAAUUUAUAACGCGAGAAGGAACAUUAACAACAUAAAGGAAACACACACACACACACUCACUCUGAGAUAUACUCACUGGCACACAAAUGGCGGGAAAUUUAAUAUUACCAUAUCGGAAGCUGUGCGGUACUAACAGCAACAGCAUCGCUACCACAACAACCACCACCACGACAACCACAAUGGCGACAAUCAACAAUGCGACAACGACGACGACCAUCACUACCUCUACAGCAACCACCAUCGCGACCAACAACAACAAUAAGUACAAAUGAAGAACAGGAAGAUCAACACCACUACCACCUCCAGCUCCGACCACGAUGACGACGAUGGUGACUACCAUGGUGCAGAUAGUGACGAUAAUGACGGCUUUAAGAUAAUUAAGCUCGAGGCCAGUCAGUGACCCGACAUACAUUUUAAAAUGCACGUUUCCACAAAUUAUCACUUAAUAUAGAUAGACACCCUCACAAUAAACUUAUGACUCUCUAAUUUGUCUCUACACAUGUUAUAGUUUUACCUAAUAUAAACUUGGAAACUAAUAGCAGGAAGCCAGUCCUCUACAAAAUAAACAGACUUUCUGAGGAAUCAUUUCUAGAAAUUCUUUGCUAUUUACCAAGUGUGGUAAUUUUUGUUGUUGUUGUUAAUAUAUUUACUUUAUUACUUCGUUUAGAGAUGCAGCAUCGUUAAAAAGCGAUUAAGAGUUAAAUAUUCUUAAAUAAUAAUAAAUUGUAUAGCCCAAUCUAAGUAGCAGGAUCUUUUAUUAGAUCCAUAAUGCUAACUGAGAAAUAAAAGUUUAAAGAAAUUAACGAAACAAAUCGAAUGAAGAAAACCACUAUGCAGCCUUCGGAAAUUGAUGUCGAUGGAAUUCUGAGAGCUCUGGGAGACUCUAAAUACUUUCAUACUACUCAAUACCUCAUCGUCUGCGCCUCGGCACUCACCGCUUCAGCCAACAGCUUUUUCUACAUAUUCAUAGCCACCAUUCCUGAAUACAGAUGUAAGAAUCUGACAGAGUUUCAACUCAGCCAAUACAAUAUAUCGAUCAGGGAAGAAGUGAAUCUGUCAUAUGAUAAAUGCUCUAUAGAUAUCAUCAAUACUGAUGGAGGGAUUACAAGAGAGAAUCGAACCCUGGACUGCCUUAAUGGCUAUUAUUAUACUGCACCUGUUGAUAAGUCUAUUGUGUCACAGUGGGACCUGGUCUGCAAAAACAAUGGAUUGGCUGAAUCUACCCAAACAUUUUAUAUCUUGGGCCAAGUGGUCAGUGGUCUACUGGCACCAUAUUUGAUUGAAAGAUUUGGACGGAAGCCUAUAAGGAUAUUAAGCAAUUUCUUCCUGGUGGUCUUCAACUUACUCUCUGCGUUUACGCCGUUUUAUUGGUUGUUCGCAGCAGCGAGAUUUUUCACUGGAGUACUACGAGAGGUAUUUGUUCUGAGUUCCGUAACUCUGGCGUGUGAGUUAUACCCGAAGGAAAAACGUAUCGUUAUGACUGGUAUAUUUAUGUUUAUCUGGAGCAUGCUAAGUUGUUUACUUGGGUUGAUAGCCUAUCUUUUCAAGGAUUACAGUUGGAACACGUUAUUUUUAUUUAACGCUGUUGUAUCAGGAUAUUUCUUAGUAGACUUAUUGUUCAUGGAAGAAUCUCUCCGAUGGUUAUUUGCAAAUUCGAAAAUAAAAGCUGCAGAGGAUAUUCUCAAAAAGGCAGCAAGACAAAACAAAAUUGAUUUUGAUAAUGUCUGGAAUAUAACUUUAAAAGAUGCCUCAAAACAACAAGUAGAUAGCCAUGUGAACGAAGCAAGUCAUGAGAGCCAAAACCGUGGGACAAUCAGCCCGAUAGAUGACACAGCGACCACAAUUGUUGAGGAUAAACAACCAAACAUUGAAAAGGAAACCUCUACGUUUGCCAAGUUACUUGCUGUCUUUAAAUUACCCUAUUUGAGGAAAAUUACUAUCGUUGUCUCUAUAGAAUGUGCGGUAAAUAUGACAUCACUGACCAGUAUAAUACUAAUGCUGGACACACUGGUCGGAAGUGUUUACCUCAACUCUACCAUAAUGUUUUUUGUUGAUGGUAUUUCUUCAUUUAUUUAUACUACAUUGGCUAAAAGAUACGGACACAAUAAGGCUCUUCAAACUACAAAGUUAUUCACUGCCAUCUGUAUGAUUUCUGCAGCCUUGAUAAAAUUACUGGCAGAGAACAGUCAAACAAUGGAUUACAUCUUUCUGGGAUUGUAUACUUUGGCUCUUUCUGGACUGAGUGCUGCUGUUAAUGGUGACUACAUCUACAUCUCGGAAUUGUUUCCUACGGAAAUACGAAGCGCUGGAAAUGGUUUUGCUACGACUUUCAUGCGGAUUGUAUGCACAGCAGCGCCUUUCUUCAAACUAUUGGCUUUGGCUUUUCCAUGGGUUCCUGGUAUUAUUAUAGGACUCGGAUGCAUAGUUUCUUCAAUUAUUAUUCGAGUAUUUUUACCGGAAACUGGAAACCGCGUUUUACCGCAGACAAUCGAAGAAGUUAACAGAACAGAAGAACAUAAUACGAAGAAACUAAAUAAAAUCGAAAAUGCAUCGUAAAAAAAAAGAUCAUCAUAGGAAUUAGGGCGGUUGGAAUCGGCAAGAUUAAAUUCAUUAAAAACUCAGAAUGCUAUUGUUAUGUUGGUGUGAUGUUUUGAGGAAGGUCUUUGAGAGUUAAUAAAGAAAACAUAGAGCGGCGAGGUGGCAGAACGUUUAGCACCCCAGGAAAAAUGCUCAAUGGCAUUUCGUCCGGCUUUACAUUCUGAGAUGAAAUUCCACCAAGGUCGAUUUAGCGUUUCAUCUUUUCGAGGUUGAUAAAACUUCGAGAAGUGGGAUCGAUGCACUCGACGUAACCCCUGCUCCGUAAUUGCUGGCUUUGUGCCAACAUUUUAAACCAGUAUCAACGAACACAAUUAAUUGCUAUCGUUGCUAUCGUUGACAGAUAAUCUAUUAUGUAUUUAAAAACUUAGAUUAUAGUACUUUCUCUCAAGAGAAAAUAUAACUCUUCAGGCGAAGUGCUUGAUAAAUUAUUUUCUUCACUUUUACUUUUACCAAAUAACUUUCUACCACUUCUUUAUUUAUUAAUUAAUUUAUUAAUUCAUUUACUUUAACAAAUUAAUUGAUUUAUUAAUAAAAUACCUUUAAAUACUAUCUAUAUAUAA